Molecule: messenger RNA, 864 nt
Organism: Mangifera indica (mango)
Lineage: Eukaryota; Viridiplantae; Streptophyta; Magnoliopsida; Sapindales; Anacardiaceae
Product: serine/threonine-protein kinase BRI1-like 2
Exons: 3
Coding region: 1-864 (287 amino acids)
Biological process (GO): protein phosphorylation
Molecular function (GO): protein kinase activity; ATP binding
Source: RefSeq, a predicted model, not a curated record
AUGAUUACUUUUCAGGUUCUUGAAUUAGUUCAUAGCCAGCUAUCUGGGGAGAUUCCAUCAUCGCUUGGCCAGCUCUGGAAUUUAGGUGUUUUUGAUACAUUGCGGCCCAUUCCACAAAGGGGCAGCUUAGCACACUUCAAGCAACUCAAUACGCCAAAAGAAAAAAGGACUUUGUGGGGGAUUUCCUUGCCUGAAUGCCGAAAUGGCAACAAUCAACCAGCGGUAAAUCAUUGUUCACGGGAGUCCUCAUUUCCAUUGCUUCGAUAUGCAUCUGAUUGUGUGGGCAAUCAUAAUGUGUACAAGUCCUCAGGAAGCAAAAAGGGGUCAAGAAUCAGGAUACUUAAUAGCUUGCAAACAACUCAUGCAGCUACAAAAUGGAAGAUUGAUAAGGAGAAAGAGCCAUCGAGCAUCAAUGUUGCAACAUUUCGAAGGCAGCUAAGAAAACUCAAGUUCUCCCAACUAAUUGAGGUAACCAAUGGUUUCUCUGCGGCAAGCCUUAUUGGAAGUGGAGGGUUUGGAGAAGUCCUCAAGGCAAUCAAGAAACUCAUCCGGUUGAGCUACCAGGAAGACCAAGAAUUUAUUACUGAAAUAGAAACUCUAGGGAAUAUAAAGUUUAGAAAUCUUGUGCAUCUAUUAGGCUAUUGCAAAGUUGGUGAGGAGAGACUCCUUGUGUAUGAGUUCUUGGGUGUUGGUGGUCUUGAAGAGGUGCUCCAUGGAAUAUCAAAGGAAAAAGAUUGCAAGAGGAGUUGCCUGAGGACUAUGUUUACUUCACCAGAAUUGCACCCCACACAUUAUAUGUCAAAAAUGCAAUGGUUGUUAUACUCUCACAAGCUUCUCUCUAUAACAACAAAAGUAGAGAGGUAA